This is a messenger RNA of Dipodomys ordii (Ord's kangaroo rat), 1253 nucleotides long. It is a transcript of the gene Nudt18, whose product is annotated as nudix (nucleoside diphosphate linked moiety X)-type motif 18. The annotation marks the transcript as partial. The record is from RefSeq and is a predicted model, not a curated record. The transcript has 2 exons. Gene Ontology annotation, molecular function: 8-oxo-dGDP phosphatase activity; magnesium ion binding; 8-oxo-GDP phosphatase activity. NCBI's taxonomy places the organism in Eukaryota, Metazoa, Chordata, Mammalia, Rodentia, Heteromyidae.
CUCUCAGCCUGGCGGUGUGGAGGGGUGAAGAAUUUCUCUCUGCUCUCCCCCUCCUCCCCCCUCAGGAUGAGGUGCUAUUGAUCCAGGAAGCCAAGAGGGAGUGCCGGGGGUCCUGGUACCUCCCAGCAGGGAGGAUGGAACCUGGGGAGACCAUCAUAGAGGCCAUGCGGCGGGAAGUGAAGGAAGAGGCCGGACUGCACUGUGACCCUGUGACUCUGCUGUCUGUGGAGGAGCGGGGUCCCUCCUGGAUCCGCUUUGUGUUCCUCGCUCGCCCCACAGGUGGAACUCUCAAGACUUCCAAGGAAGCAGAUGCAGAGUCCCUGCAGGCUGGCUGGUACCCUCGGCUGUCCCUGCCCGCUCCACUGCGGGCCCGCGACGUCCUGUAUGUGGUAGAGUUAGCUGCUCAGUACCUGCAGCAGGCCAGCCAUCCCCUUGUUCUGCCCCAGGAGCUCCCGUGCAGUCUGGUCUGCCAGCGGCUCGUAGCCACCUUCACCAGUGUCCAGACAGUGUGGGUGUUGGUGGGUACAACGGGGGUACCUCACUUACCCAUCACCGCCUGUGGCUUUACCCCCAUGGAGCAGAGGGGAGGCAUUAAGGUAGCCAUCCUGCGCUUGCUACAGGAGUGUCUGACGUUGCACAAUUUGGCAAUAGAGACCAAGGGCUUGCUGGGACUGCAGCAUCUGGGCAGAGAGAAUAUAGACGGUAUCUGCAUGAAUGUGCUGGUGACCGUGGCUUUUCGGAACCCAGGAAUCGAAGAUGAGCCGCCAAAGGUUCGGAGUGAGAACUACUUUUGGUGGAAGGUGAUGGAGGAAGAUCUACAGAAACAGCUCCUACAGAGACUCCAGGACUCCUCUGUUGUCCCAGUGAGCAGAUAGGGUGAUGUGGGCAGUGAUUGCAGCAGCCCUGGCCUCCUUGACGAGCAGGCAGGUGGGCGGGCGGGCGGCUACCGAAGUCAGGGAUCUUAAUGCACUGGAUGCAGGGGUGCCGCUCCAGGUUCUCAGGAGACAGACCCACACUGCAUCCGAUUGGACAGUGCCUUCUACCCAGCAUACGGGCCAGAGCUCAAGGACUGAAUUGCCCUGAGGACACAUGAUGUUUCUCCUUAAGGGAGAGGGGAGCUUUCUAAAAUGCAGAUGGAUUUCCCUUAUUUUCUGUAUCUGUAUUCUUCAUAAAGGCUGCAUGCUGAGCCUUUGGAGCAUUUAGAACUUGGCAGAGGGUUUUCCUUACUGAGUAAACAGUGCUGUUUACAACCA